AUGCAUCGUGGUAUACAGGAAACACUUCGAUGUAUUAGGAAACGAUACAACUUUGAUGAUCUCUAUAAACUUACUCAGGUGGUUGUCAACUCUUGUAAAAUCUGUCAAUCGAAUAAACCAACAAAUUUUUCGAUCUCAAACUACCGAUAUAUCCCUACUCCUAGCCGACCACAUAUGAUUAUGAGUGCAGACCACAUUACCGAUCUGGAUACUUCCAAAGAUGGAUAUAAUGAAAUAUUAGUGAUAAUGGAUCUUUUCACCGGAUAUACAUACUUAAUCGCUGCGAAGAAAAAGGACACGGCAGAAGAGACAUUCCAGAGAAUAGAAGAGAAACUUUGUUCACAUGGCGGUUUACCCAUCACGAUGAUAAUCGACAACGGAACAAAAUUCAAAGGUGAAUUCAACAAAAAUUUGUUCUGGCGUGUAAUAAAUAAUUGGAAUACUUCUAUUCAUAAAGCAAAGUCAAAUGGUGCUAACGGACGCACGAAUGGCAUUAUUAAACAAUGUCUAAGAACUCAUGGGGCACUAAUGCGCCCACAUUGGCCUCAACAUCUAGCAGCUACUGAAUUUUUUAUCAAUAGUAGGACAGACUUAGCAACACGUCGAUCUCCACAUGAGUUGAAAUAUGGAUAUGAACCUGAAUGGAUAGAUUCAAAUAAACGUCUGGAAAUGCCUAAUACUGAUACCAGAAUACAAGUCAUGUCAGAUGAAGAAUGGUAUAAUUAUAUCCAAGAAAAGGUAAAACCAAUUCAAGCCCUAUUAGUAAAAAGUAAAGAUAGAAACAAAAAGAUGAUUACCAACACAGGGAAACCAAUGGUAUUCAAAGUAGGUGAUAUAAUAUGCAUUUCUGGACAUGCAUACGUUGCUAAAGGCCUCAAGGCCCUAAUAGCUGUUUUUAUAGGGCCUGCUGUUAUUAAAAACACAUUCUACAGGGUAAAUAUACUCAAUUCAAGAAUAGUACUUCAUGUACAUGCAGAAUUCCCUGGAAAAUUUAUUAAGUCCAUUGAUACAAAACGGAAAAAAAAAAAAGGAAGUGCUGUUUAUAUAUUAACGCGAGGUAAUAUAUCACAAAAUGGUGACAUACGGUAUAAUUCGUAG
Naumovozyma dairenensis CBS 421 is the source of this 1098-nucleotide messenger RNA. RefSeq names its product integrase zinc binding domain-containing protein. Lineage: Eukaryota; Fungi; Ascomycota; Saccharomycetes; Saccharomycetales; Saccharomycetaceae. Gene Ontology annotation, molecular function: nucleic acid binding. Gene Ontology annotation, biological process: DNA integration. The coding region runs from base 1 to 1098 and encodes 365 amino acids. The record is from RefSeq and is a predicted model, not a curated record. The transcript has a single exon.